Equus caballus (horse) is the source of this 2630-nucleotide messenger RNA. The record is from RefSeq and is a predicted model, not a curated record. Lineage: Eukaryota; Metazoa; Chordata; Mammalia; Perissodactyla; Equidae.
AGAGAUUGCUAUUGAAAAGAUAAUCUCCAGAUGAGACUCAAGUGUCUUUAUAAUGCUCACAGGGCUGCAAAGGAGGAGAACCCCAAAGGUUUAAAUGUGUUCUAGGAGCAUAGCAUGUUUAGUGUGAGGAUGUUCGUGUUUCUAGAAUCUCAAGGAGGUGAUGUAAGUGUCUGUUGUCGUCAGGGGCAGGGCGUGCUCCUGCCAGCGGAACAGUUGCAGCAGUGUGUGUGAAAGUGGUGAGCUCUGUCUGCUGUGUCCUGUGUGCUGGGCCAGUGUGUGUGGCUCAACUCUUACUGAGCUGAGAGACCUAGGUUCGAGUUUGGUGGCUUUGAAUAUGUUCCUCAGACCUUUCUGAGCCUCAGUCUCUUCAUUUUUAAAUUAGGGAGCUGAGCUGGUUGAUUUUUAAGUUCUCUUCCAGCUGUGUCAUGCUAAGCAUCCAGUGUGAGCAUGGGGGCCUUUUGCUAUUGGUUUUACUGUUGAAUUUGGUUACUGGGUCUCUUUGUUCCUGUGGCUCAGCCAUUCUUUGUAGGUGACUCCUUAGCCAGCUUCUGACCUGAAUUGUUUCUCACUGAGGAGCUGGAAUUUGCCUUUUUGUAAAUUAUCUCUUACUCACUGAAAAUGCAGGAAGCUUGAGUGUGAAACUCACUCAUCAAACACACACACACACACACACACACACACAGAGCAAGAAACCACAGGGCCUAUCGGCCUGUCGUCAUCAAGCAGACUAGAAUAGUGCAGAAAACUCUGGGCAGAGAGGAAAUGAACUUGAGAGAAGGGGGAACACACGGCAGAGAGGAGAGAAGGAGGGCAGGAGGGGCAGGAGAGAGCUGCGGUGUGGGCCGCGAUGGUGAGAGGAUGGGAGAGGCGGCCGUGAAGCAGGGCUGCCUGUUCCUCCAGCAGCAACAGACCUUCGGAAAGAAGUGGCGCCGGUUCGGGGCUGUGCUGUAUGGAGGGUCGGGCUGCGCUUUGGCCCGGCUGGAGCUCCAGGAAGGCUCGGAGAAGCUACGCCGGGGAGAGGCCGCCCGGAGGGUGAUCCGCCUCAGUGACUGCCUGCGGGUGGCCGAGGCUGGUGGGGAGGCCAGCAGCCCCCGGGACACCAGCGCCUUCUUCCUGGAGACCAAGGAGCGCCUGUACCUGCUGGCAGCCCCUGCUGCAGAGCGUGGCGAAUGGAUGCAGGCCAUCUGCCUCCUGGCCUUCCCUGGCCAGAGGAAGGAGCUGUCGGGGCCAGAGGGGAAGGGCAGCCAGCCCUGCAUGGAGGAGAACGAAUUGUACAGCAGCGCGACCACAGUGGCCCCCCGCAAGGAGUUUGCUGUGACCAUGAGACCCACAGAAGCAAGCGAGAGGUGCCGGCUUCGGGGAUCCUAUACUCUCCGUGCUGGGGAGAGUGCCCUGGAGCUGUGGGGCGGCCCUGAGCCCGGCACCCAGCUGUAUGACUGGCCCUACAGAUUCCUGCGGCGCUUCGGGCGUGACAAAGUUACCUUUUCCUUUGAGGCAGGCCGGCGCUGCAGCUCAGGAGAGGGCAACUUUGAGUUCGAAACCCGGCAAGGCAAUGAGAUCUUCUUGGCCCUGGAAGAGGCCAUCUCUGCCCAGAAGAAUGCUGCCCCUCCUGGGCUCCAAACGCAGCCAACCACAGUCCCUAUGGUGCUGCCCCGACCGGAGAGCCCCUACUCCCGGCCCCAUGACUCACUGCCACCACCAUCGCCCACCGUCCCACUGCCAGCGCCCCAGCCGCGGGGCCCGGAGGGGGAAUACGCAGUGCCCUUCGAUGCAGUGGCCCGUAACCUGGGGAAGAGCUUGAGGGGCAUCCUGGCGGUUCCUCCCCAGCCCCCCGUUGACCCUCUGUACGACAGCAUUGAGGAGCACCCACCCCCGCAACCCGACCACAUAUAUGAUGAGCCUGAGGGAGUGGCUGCCCUGUCCCUGUAUGACAGCCCGAGGGAGCCCCGGGGUAAGGCCUGGAGGAGGCAGGCCCAAGCUGAUGGGGACCCCAGUGGCCUCAAGCAUGUCUACCCAGCGGGGCAGGACUUUUCUUCCUCUGGCUGGCCACAGGGAACCGAGUAUGACAAUGUCAUACUUAAGAAAGGCCCAAAGUGAUGGUGGGGGGGCACUGAAGAGAUGUGGACCUCAUCAAAUGCCACUGCAGAGGUGGUCCAGUACACACGGGGAGGGAGUUAAAGGCUGGUGAGAGGAGUGGGAGCGGGAAGGCAGGUCUCCCAUCUGGUUUCUGCUGGUGACCCCUCCUGCCGCUGCAUGCCACGAACCUCCCUUUGCCCCUUCUGGAACCCUAGGCUUGGUUUGCCCUCAUGUGGGGUCGAGGAACUGCCCCUCCCAAGCCUGCUGCAUGAGUCACCAUCCCAAAGCAGGAAGAGUGCCCCAGGAGACCCACCCUCCUCCUGCUCCUUUUCCACUUCCUCUUCUUUCUUUCCUCGGCCAAAAGGGAACCUUGGGCGUUGAGAGCCCAGGACAAAAGGAAGUCAGCAGAGCACCCUGGUUCCCUGGCUCCUGCAGGCCUCCUGCCCCAUGACGUCCCCUGAAGGGGACAGCCCUGGCUCCUGGCACCCAGGAGACGGGCUGCAGCUUUCUGCAGGUUUGGGACUUCUCUGUGGCAUUAAACAUUUCUGAAAUAU